AUGGCGAACGCAGCAUCAGGCAUGGCCGUGAAUGAUGAAUGCAAGUUAAAGUUUUUGGAGCUUAAGGCGAAGAGGACCUACCGGUAUAUCAUAUAUAAGAUUGAGGAGAAGCAGAAGCAAGUUGUUGUUGACAAGCUUGGUGAGCCUGCAAAUGGAUAUGACGAUUUCACUGCCAAUCUCCCCGCAGACGAGUGUCGAUAUGCUGUUUAUGAUUUUGAUUUUGUUACUGACGAGAAUUGCCAGAAAAGCAGAAUUUUCUUCAUAGCUUGGUGCCCUGAUACUUCAAGGGUAAGGAGCAAGAUGAUUUAUGCAAGCUCCAAAGAUAGAUUCAAGAGGGAGCUUGAUGGAAUUCAAAUUGAGUUGCAAGCAACUGAUCCUACAGAAAUGGGUCUUGAUGUGUUCAGAAGCCGUGCCAAUUAA
Lathyrus sativus (Indian pea) is the source of this 420-nucleotide messenger RNA. Lineage: Eukaryota; Viridiplantae; Streptophyta; Magnoliopsida; Fabales; Fabaceae. The record is from the annotation of a GenBank genome assembly.